AUGCAGUUGAUAGUUAGAUCUCUUGACCGCACGGUGGCGCUCACAGCAAGUCCCGCAGACAGCCUGACCAGCAUUAGACAGCGCCUGCUUGCCGUGUACUCUGGGCAUGUCGUCGAUAGCCAGCGCUUUGUCUUUGCAGGCCGCACUCUGGAUGAGGCGAAGACCCUUGGGGAUUAUUCUAUUGGUGAGUCGUCUGUGCUGGACCUUGUUCCCCGUCUUUUCGGAGGUGUCAUGGAGCCCACGCUUAUCAACCUAGCCCGCGAGUACAAUCAGAACAUGAUGAUCUGCCGCCACUGCUAUGCCAGGAACCCGCUCCGCGCAACUAACUGCCGCCGCUGCCGCGGAACGAAUCUCCGCAAGAAGAAGCUCUCGAAGUAUGCAUAA
Molecule: messenger RNA, 384 nt
Organism: Giardia duodenalis
Lineage: Eukaryota; Fornicata; Diplomonadida; Hexamitidae
Product: Ubiquitin/Ribosomal protein L40e
Exons: 1
Coding region: 1-384 (127 amino acids)
Biological process (GO): translation
Cellular component (GO): ribosome
Molecular function (GO): structural constituent of ribosome; protein binding
Source: RefSeq, a predicted model, not a curated record